AUGACUCUGCCACUGUCUACUGGUGUCAGUAGUCCACCCAUCACGUCUGACCGAUCGAUCGACCGCCGACUGCCCGACUCCUACCGUCCAGCAGCCGCCGGCCGGGCUCCGCUUCUACGAUCACCGAGCAGGGAACGGCGGAGGAAGCAACCCCGCCCCGGGCUCGCCAUGGGGCUCCACCAGCGGGACGACGCCGGGGGAAGCAGCGACAAGGGGAAGGCCGCGCACGCGACCGGCCGCGUGCCGCCGUGGACGGAGCAGCUGACGCUGCGCGGCCUGGUGGUGAGCGUGGCCGUCGGCACCAUGUACAGCGUCAUCGUGAUGAAGCUCAACCUCACCACGGGCCUCAACCCCACCCUCAACGUCUCCGCCGCGCUCAUCUCCUUCGUCAUGCUCCGGGGCUGGACGCAGGCGCUGGCCCGCCUGGGCCGCGUCGUCCGCCCGCUCACCCGCCAGGAGAACACCGUCGUGCAGACCUGCGCCGUCGCCUGCUACAGCAUCGGCGCCGCCGGUGGGUUCGGGUCCUACCUGCUCGGGCUCAACAAGAAGACCUACGAGAUGGCCGGGGUGGACAUGGAAGGCAACGUGGGCACCAAGGAGCCCGGCGUUGGGUGGAUGAUGGGCUUCCUCUUCGCCGUCGCCUUCGUCGGGAUUCUCGCGCUUGUCCCUCUCAGGAAGAUUUUGGUGAUCGACUACAAAUUAACUUACCCAAGCGGAACUGCAACUGCCGUGCUUAUAAAUGGAUUUCAUGCGUCCAAGGGAGAUGAUGUGGCAAAGAUGCAAGUGAAUGGAUUCACAAAAUACUUUGCAAUUAGCUUCUUCUGGAGCUUCUUCCAGUGGUUUUAUUCUGGUGGAGAUCAUUGUGGCUUUUCGCAAUUCCCCACUCUUGGACUACGAGCUUGGAAACAUUCGUUCUUCUUUGAUUUCAAUCUCACAUAUGUUGGGGCAGGGAUGAUUUGCCCCCACCUUGUGAAUAUAUCUCUCCUUCUUGGCUCUAUUCUCUCCUGGGGCGUAAUGUGGCCACUGAUUGCUGAUUUGAAAGGGAACUGGUAUCCGGCAGAAUUACCAGAAAGCAGCAUGAGAAGUCUGCAAGGUUACAAGGCCUUCAUUUGCAUAGCUCUCAUCCUAGGAGACGGCAUAUACAAUUUUACAAAGAUUAUUCUUAAGACCGUCAUGAGUAUGCUUGACAAAUCAAAACAGAAAAACGCAAAGAAUGGGGAAGAUACUCUGUCACUCGUUGAACAACAUCGCAAUGAAGUGUUUAUAAGAGACAGUCUCCCUAACUGGCUAGCCUUUUUGGGUUACUUUGCAUUAUCGGUCGUUGCUGUAAUCACUAUUCCCAGGAUGUUCCCUGAGUUGAAGUGGUACUAUGCUGUUGUAGCAUACCUAUUGGCUCCUGCUCUGGGUUUCUCCAAUGCCUAUGGAUCCGGUCUUACCGACAUCAACAUGGCCUUCAACUAUGGAAAAGUUGCCCUCCUCAUUCUUGCGGCCGCAGCUGGGAAAGAACAUGGCGUGGUUGCUGGGAUGGUAGGCUGUGGCAUGGUGAAGUGUAUGACGUCGAUAUCUGCUGAUCUGAUGCAGGACUUCAAAACUGGGCAUCUUACAUUAACAUCACCUAGAUCAAUGCUUAUCGCCCAGAUCAUCGGCACCGCCAUUGGUUGUGUCAUCUCACCGCUGACAUUCUAUGUGUUCUACAAUGCCUUUGACAUAGGCAACCAGGACAGCCCCUGGAAGGCGCCGUAUGCUCUGAUAUACCGAAACAUCGCGAUUCUUGGUGUGGAGGGCUUCUCUGCUCUGCCCAUGCAUUGCUUGCAGCUCUGCUGUGGAUUCUUUGCCUUUGCACUGGUGGCCAACCUGAUGAGGGAUUUCCUUCCACAGAAGUAUGGCAAAUGGGUCCCCUUGCCCAUGGCAAUGGGGUUCCCCUUCCUUGUCGGCGCGAGCUUCGCCAUCGACAUGUGUGCCGGGAGCUUGAUAGUCUACAUCUGGCACAAGAUUGACAGGAGCAAAGCAGCACAUAUGGUGCCAGCAGUUGCCUCCGGUUUUAUAUGUGGGGAUGGACUUUGGAUCUUCCCAGCUUCCUUGCUUGCGUUGGCCAAGAUCACCCCACCAAUGUGCAUGGCAUUUGCUUCUACACACUAG
Molecule: messenger RNA, 2139 nt
Organism: Triticum turgidum subsp. durum (durum wheat)
Lineage: Eukaryota; Viridiplantae; Streptophyta; Magnoliopsida; Poales; Poaceae
Source: the annotation of a GenBank genome assembly